UUAUUACAUGUUCAUUACAGUAGUGACACAGGGGAGACUAGCGGUAGCUGAGUUAUAAUAAAAAUACAUUGGCAAGGUGCGGCAUAAAAUAAGCGCACGAACUGAGAAAAGGGAACAUUUACAAGGGGGGAAUAAAAGCAACUUGGUGGUAAACAUUAUCACUCCCUCCCAUAGAAAACGCCAGAAGAGUGAAUCGACUGAGAGGGAGCGAGAGGGAAAAAGAGAAAAAGAGCGCUGAAGGCAACCCACUCAACAGCCACUUAUUAGGCGAAUACAUUCCAGUCGGACUUGCGUAGCCUGCAUUAAUAAACCACCAUAAGAAAUGUCUGCCCCAGCUGCUGCCGGCGCCCCCGCAGAUGGAGCGGCGCCCCCUCCCAACCUCACUAGCAACCGCCGCCUGCAACAGACACAGGCUCAGGUGGAUGAGGUGGUCGAUAUCAUGCGUGUAAAUGUGGAUAAGGUUCUGGAGCGUGAUCAGAAGCUGUCAGAGCUGGAUGAUCGAGCCGAUGCCCUGCAGGCUGGAGCCUCACAAUUCGAGACCAGCGCUGCAAAACUCAAGAACAAGUACUGGUGGAAGAACGCCAAGAUGAUGAUUAUCCUGGGGCUGAUAUGUGCGAUUGUCCUCAUCGUCAUCAUCGUCUACUUCAGCACCUAAGAUGAGUGGCUCCUACCCCAGUCUGCACUCGAGACUGCCCGCUUCCUUGCAACAGAAAAUCCUUCAAAUCAGCGAAGAAAUUAUCCACUGAUGAUGAAUUAAUUUAAUUGCUCCCUAAAUAGUCUCAAUAUGACCCUGCCCUGAACCCCCUCAGCCCCCGCUUCCACCGCCUCACCUCUGGACCCCUGUCAAUAUUCGUCCUGUGAGUCUGUGGCCCUUCCUCCAUUGUAAAUACUUCCUGCUUUUCUAAUCUGUCGUUCAUAUUCAGAACCCAAUACUUGUUGUGAUUGUUACCGAUGACAACAACAGAAAAAGAAAAUGAUGACCCUGGCGAUAAUUGUUAUAUACCAGAUAUGAAAUAUAUAUAGUUAUUUGUAGAGUUUUAUUCUGAUAUAAUGUUUUUGUAGGUUGUGUGUGGGUGUGUGUUUUGUAUUUUUUAAUUUUUGUAUUAAUUUUACUUAUGCUUCAGAUUUGAACUACUGCCUAUUAAUCAGAGUGUGUAUAUCUUGCAAUUUCUCUCUCACUGUCUCUGCCUGUCUCUGGCUUUCUCUGUCUUGCUCUGUCUCCCACAGAGUAUAGGUGCAUCUUUGCAGAGUGGAGUUAGUCUCCUUUAACCGAGGUACUUCAUCAAUAUUCCCAUCCUUCUCUCUCUCUUUUUCUCUUUCUCUCUCCUACACCAUUUAGCCAUACUGUCUCUUUAGAAUCAUUUUAUCCUUUCUCUUUCUUUAUGUCUCUCUUUCCCUGCCUCUCUUUUCCCAAUCAUGUACCUUCUCUUUAUAAACUGCCAAUAGAAUUGGACCAAUGUCUGUAGAUGUUUUUUAUUUUACUUAUUUAGUGUCUUAUUUCGAGAACAUUCCUCCAUUGCUGUGUAGUAAAAAUGCUGUCAGUGUAGCACAUGUAUGUGUAAGUAUCUUUAAAAAAUGAAAAUAGAUGUAUAAAGUGAUCGUAAAUAUUAUCGCCGAUAUCAAUCUAACAAGCCAGAGUUGGGAAAAUAACAAUAUUGAUAAAAAAAUGAGGGCUUACUAGUUUUUGUUUGGUGGAUCAGGAUUUUAACCUGUUUCAUUUUUUCAUUUCAGCAACAUAACAUUGAAUAAAGUUGCUGUGACAAUGCAUCAAUUCUACAUAGAUGGUCAUUACUAACAAAGACCUAAAAAGCAUACUUACACUAAGGGAUCAAAAUGAGGACACUAUAAAGCCUUAGUCUCUAAUCAAAACUUAUCACAUUGAUGAUUUUUACGGUCAAGAUAUUCCCAUACACUCUUUAAUUUGUGUAGGGGGAGAGGUUGACUGAAAAGGGUGAGGCGGUGUGAAAUGCACAAAGAACCUUGUUUCUGAUGGCGCUGUCUGGCUGGUCAACAGCAUGACCAGCCGAGAGAGAACCUCAUGCAGCAAAACCUCACCUAUUGAUGAGCACAUACACAGACAACUCCGCCUUAUUUGAAAGUAUUAAGAUGGAUGAAGCAACUGGCAUGGACACACAAUAGUAGAAAAAGAUGAUCUAGAGAAAGGGUCUAACUUGGCCCAUGCUUCAUUGACAGAUUAAGGGUUGCUGUAAAACUUAAGUGAACUUUCCAAGAAACGUCAUGAAAAGCAGUCUUACUAUACACACAAGCUAAAGUGAGCGUUUAGCUAGUGCACUGGUUCUCUCUAUCUUUCUUACAUUUUCUCCCUAGUUACUGCCUUUUUAUUUUUUAAACAUAGUAAUAGAGUAUAUUUUAUAUAGUAUAUUUUUGUGUUUGUGUGAAGCAGACAGGUAAAGAGGAGACUGAAGUCAAUCAGGACUUCUCUACCUCUGUGCGUUGUGUGUGUGUGUCUUUUUGCGAUUCAGCUCUGUAAGUUAAACACUGCCAAGCAACUAGGGAGAGGCUUUUAUUUUCUGCUAUUUUCUCAUUAGUGCCCUUACUGAUUUGUUCUUAGUGGAUUGCUCUUGCAUGGUCACCUUUUGUCCCAUGCCCCUGUAUAGGCCUACCUGUUUCUAGUGCUGUCUGUUUCUAGCACAGGAGGUUGGUGGCACCUUAAUUGGGGAGGACGGGCUCGUGGUAAUGCCUGGAGCGGGAUCAGUGGAAGGGUAUCAAAUACAUCAAACACAUGGUUUGAUGCCAUACCAUUCUCUCCGUUCCAGUCUUUAUUAUGAGCCGUCCUCCCUUCAGCAGCCUCCACUGGUUUCUAGUGCUAUCUGUUUCUAGUGCUAUGUAUCUGCCAGCUCUGUUAGUCUACGUUAUGAGUAGUAACAGAAAGACUACUGGACCUGUGGAUUAUACAGUUGUUCCCAUAGGUUAGGCCACUUUAACAUGACCUCUUGCCCUCUGUCCCACCAGAUCUGCAUACUUUCUACCCUCCUAUUUCUCCUCUGUCCCCAGCCCCCCUCAAUGAUUCAGGAUCCUACACUGGGAAUGUGUGUGUUGGUGAAGCUCUGCCCGUCCUGGGAAUAUCCUUAGUUUAUCCUGACAGAUUAGGCCGCUUACACUUCAGCAGUGAGGGCAAGCUGUUUCCAUGACAACUAAAUUAGAUGAGCAGAUUUGGGAGGUAACAGAUCAGCCCACUGACUGUCUUUCAGACUCGUAAGAUUUUCCAUAUUUGUGCUCAAGGAAUAUUCCUAUGCUACAUGUACACAGAUAUUCCCUUACUCUCUCUCUCUCUCUCUCUCUCUCUCUCUCUCUCUCUCUCUCUCUCUCUCUCUCUCUCUCUCUCUCUCUCUCUCUUUCUAUUCCUCUCUCCCUCUCUUUCACUAUCUCUAUCACACACAUGUAAAAGGAAAUGGUCUUAGCACAUUAUCUCCCUGUAAAGCAUAUCCCCCACCCCCACCCUUCCUCUUUAUUCUACCUAACUAGAGCAAAACUAAUUCAGAGGAAAAUGACCAAAGACCAGAUGUUCUUGCUUAUGCUGCCAACUGCCAUCAAAAACAAGUAGAGGGACACAACAUAUUUUACCUGAGUCACUUUAACAGCAAUCGUACUCCCCUGUUUUUGAAAGCUUACCCUUAACCCAAAAGUCACAUGACCUUUUAACCCUUUUAGAUCUUAUUCAAUAUGUCAUAUUGGCAAAUAGAUGGUGACAUAAUGUGCUAUUUGAAGAUAUGCAAGACAAACAAAACCUACAAAAAAAAAACGUGCUUCAGCCCCCUUCCUUAAGACUACUUUAAUCUGUACCAAGUCUUUAGACACAUGCUCCUAUAACUAAUAAUAGCACAACUCCUCUUUUUGUGUGUCUCUGUAGUGCUGACAACAAUUUCAAAAUGAAAUAAAAUAUUAACUUUAUCUAUCGCUGUUAAACAAAACAAACAAAACAUGCAUAAAAAAAGUCUGUAUUGUUUGGUGUUGUAGUGUGGGGGUGUAUUUGGGGGAAGGGGGGUCCUAUUUCUUCAGGUCGGAGAUUAUAACAGUUCAUAAAAAUCUACUAGGUGAGGUGAAGAAACUACAUGAAAGCUAUAUCAAAAUUGGAAUAGCAAAUAAUUAUAAUUUAUUUUGAAGGUGACAAAAAAGAGUGCCACCUUCGAGUUAUUAUCAUCUCAUAACAUCACUGGUCGGGGUAGGACUCCUGUGUUGUUCACAAAUCCAAGGGUUGUCCUAAAAGUGCUCAGCAAAUUUAGAUACAAAAAUAGACAAAUUGAUGUUAUGUGAGUGCUCGUUUUCUGUUGCUUUUUUAAUAUCCUGGCACUUUUUUCUGUUGUAUUUUGGGGGGCUAGGAUAUGCUGUGGUGGAGAAUAUUGUGUUAUUGCCAACCCUAAGAGGUGUUCAGUGACUUCAACAUAGGAGGGAACCUUUUGAGGCACUGGUCCUUCACGGGUCGGCUAUAAAAUCACAAUGCUCUCACCAAUACACAUUCAAUUUAUUUCUAUUUUUGGACCAAAUGUUUUCUUUGUAUUUUGCAUAAAGUUAGUAAUAACUUUGGUAUGAUGUCAUUGGCUUAGGUUGUGUGUACAUUGGAAGAGGAGGAAAUAUUAAAUAAAGGCUUGUUCUCUAUGUUAAUCGUGUCAGCCAAGUCAAGAAAAAGGGAUGUUACUGGGAAAAUAAAUGUUAUUUUUACCCAGUCUAGUCAAAUGUCCAGAAUGCUUAGAAGGGUGUACAAUUCAAUCCAGAUUCCUCUGUUGUUACUAUGUUUAUAUUUUGUUUGAACUUCAUUUUGGGGAGGGAAUAUUAUUUUGUUAUUUUGGGACUGGUGUUGGUGAGGUGACAGUCCACAAUACCUCUGUUUGCCUGGCCUUUCAGGAGGGAAUAGACUGGGGGAUCAUGGGUAAUGUGUUCUGUUCAGUCUGUUUUAUUUAAUUUAGUGAUUUAUUUAUUGUGUUUUUGUUUUGAAUGGGAUUGGAUAUUAAAAACAAGGUGGAUUACAAUGUACCAGAGGAUACCAAUUGAAAACCAGAAGUACGUAAAAAACAAUUGUAGUGUAAAUCAAUCAAUGUCUUGUUAUAUUGAUGAACAUCAUGGAAAUAUAUAUAUAUUGGAAAAACAAUAA
Molecule: messenger RNA, 5110 nt
Organism: Coregonus clupeaformis (lake whitefish)
Lineage: Eukaryota; Metazoa; Chordata; Actinopteri; Salmoniformes; Salmonidae
Product: vesicle-associated membrane protein 2
Exons: 5
Coding region: 323-655 (110 amino acids)
Biological process (GO): vesicle-mediated transport; vesicle fusion; SNARE complex assembly
Cellular component (GO): SNARE complex; plasma membrane
Molecular function (GO): syntaxin-1 binding; SNAP receptor activity
Source: RefSeq, a predicted model, not a curated record